CCACCACUCCCUCGCGAUAAUGUGCAACGGUUAGAAUCACUGGUAGAAAGGCUCAUCGAAUAUGAAGUUUCGUCAAGACCGAGCACCAGUAAGGCUUUCGUCAAACCAGAGUGUAUCCCAGAAGUCAAACCAGGAAAUUCUAACCUGAGUUGUACCAAGUGGAUCGAGAAGAUAGAACAAUUGGGAAGAGUGAAUUGUUGGAACGAGCACACGAAAAUAUUCAACAUGCAGAGCCGCCUAAGUGGAUUAGCUCGAAAAUGGUACGACAACUUGAACUCGUACGAGUUGAGCUGGAAUGAAUGGAAAACUCUACUUCUGAAAUCGUUUCCAGAGCACCAAGAUUACGCGACGUCUCUUAGGAAACUCCUCAACCGACGGAAGUUGCCUUCGGAAGGAUGGGAAGAGUACUAUUUCGAUAAGAUGGAUAUGAUUAACGCUUGCGAAAUCAAACCAAAACAUGCAGUUUCGUGUCUUAUUGAUGGAAUUGACAAUCCAACAAUCCAAGUUGGAGCGAGAGCUGGACGCUAUGAAACACCUGAUGCUCUCUAUGCAGAAUUUCUUUCGUCUCUUAACCAAGAGGCUGAUUCUUCAUACUCUCCUCACCCUACCUCAAAUCCCGUACCGUCUAGGAAGCGACUCCACUCAGAUGACCGACGAAAAGCUAGAAGCCCGUUUAAGAAGUUCAGGAGUAACACGAAAGAACAGCGGUGUUACAAUUGCAAACAACCUGGGCACUUCUCGAACAAUUGUCCUAAACCUAAACUGGAGUGUUCCAAAUGCAAGCGAUUGGGUCACUUAGAGAAGGAUUGCAGGCGACAUUUCAAAAUACAGAUCGCGGAGUUCAAGAAACAAUGUCACAACGACGAAUACUUCUUCGACUGCAGAAUAAACGGGAUGCCGUCCAAGGCUUACGUCGACACUGGUUGUGGUGCUAUGCUGAUUAGAGAGGAACAAGCGCGCGAACUAAAACUAAAGAUUAAUGCCAGCUCUGUAACGAUAACAGGGUACGGUGCAUCAAAAGUUUCUGUUUUAGGGGAGACAGAGUUCACCAUAGAAUUAGACAAUGCAGAGGCUAACGUAAAAGCUUUUGUAGUACCAAAUGCAGCUCAAGAGGUGUCUGUUAUGGUGGGUCAACCUUUCCUAAGCUUGCCACAUGUUGUAAUGAUAGUGGCAGAGGGAAAAGUGCGAAUACUCUCUUCGAGCGACGNCUGA
This is a messenger RNA of Leptinotarsa decemlineata (Colorado potato beetle), 1212 nucleotides long. RefSeq lists its product as uncharacterized. Lineage: Eukaryota; Metazoa; Arthropoda; Insecta; Coleoptera; Chrysomelidae. Gene Ontology annotation, molecular function: nucleic acid binding; zinc ion binding. The record is from RefSeq and is a predicted model, not a curated record.